GCAAAAGACAUCGAGAAUGCGAUCCUCGGAGCCUUCGCUGAUCAGGGUUCAGAGGAAGCCAGGAAGUUGGACAUGCUGGAUCGUCUGGCGACAAUCGAAACCUACCAUACGAUUGGUGCCGUCCUCCAUGCGAACACAGCAGAAUGGGGUCAUUUGGAAAAGGAAUUCGGAAAAGAGAGAUUUGCUGUCAUCCAGAAGGCCAUCCUACGUGCAAAGGCGCAAUCCAAUAGGAGGGCACUUCUCGCAGGAGGUUUGGCACCCAAACCCCAAGAGGCAGCAAAAAUCUACGACGACAAGGAGGUCGAUUGUGAGAAGUUGCAUGCUUUAAGCGCCCCCGAUUGGGCACGUUUCUUAUCGAACGAAGGACUCAUUGACAUACUAAUGUUUUCCCAAGAACGCACAAAAGACUUAAGUAGUGAUUUCUUGCCCCAGAUCAUGAGCGGCAGCGUGCAAAUAGAUCAGGGCGGGAGCGGUGCGGAAGGCUAUUCUAGCAGUACUACCAUGAACGUUGGUGCUCCUCUUGUCGUGUCGAUUACCAUUAUCUUUACGCUCACUAUACCAUAUCCGAGGACUGCAAAAUGCCCAAUCGAGUUGGUACAGGUUGCCAUGAUCCAAAGGAAAUACCCAGAAAUCUGGAAGGCGUUGACGACGCCAGGCAAGGUGGGUGAAUUGGAAAUGGAGCGACAAUCGGUCACCAAUCGCUUGCAACUCUUCGCCAUCAGUGGAGCUAGUAAUGCUAAACGCAUGGAGCAGCAACGGUCCUCUGGCGCCUCGAGAAGCUCCUCAGCCUCUACUUCUCACGGAGAGGGAGCCCCCGCGAGCUUGUUGAUCCUGGGCGGACCGAUUCUGACGCAGACCGUGAACUUUUUGGGCGCUUUGAAUCGAGCCAUCCAGCGAGAGCAGAAGAAUAAUUCCACUUCGACCAGUGAGCUGUUCCGAGUUGUAAAUUUCCCGGCCUUGGACAUGGACUCUGAUAUAAAUAUCAAAGUAACAGCCGAAGCACUUCCUCCCGACAGCGGAGUUGUAGUAGACCCGGAAAUUAGACCAACAGCACACACUGCGUAAUAUUCUAAAGAGGAGUAAGGGCAGUAAUAAAUGUAAAGUGGUGGGAUUCAAAUUAAAUAAAUUUGAAUCUAACAAAAAUGUAGACAUCACACCAGCCCAAGGCUGGCUUAUUUGCCUCCCUUGUCUCUGCUGCGUUCUUCACGCCCAGCUUUUUACACUCUUACUUAACGUCUUCCGGUUCGAGGCGUAGACGCUUCCGGUUCGAGACUUGUAUAGUCUGCUGUUAUGCUUUGGCUUUGGUUCUACUGGCUAGGCUAAUGCAAUCCUUGUCCUCAAUUAAUCGCAGUCGAUUUUUCAUCAUUCUUCUUACUUAAUGCUUUCUUAUAAGUAAAAAUGGAAUACUUCAAAUGACUGAUUGACUGCAUGACUGUUAAAAACAUAAGCGUAGAGCUAAGCGCCGGGGGUCUUAAACAUAGUCAAACAUAAGCGAUAUUAUCAAGUCUCAGAAGAUACAGGUCGUUACACUUUUUCGUCCUAAAGCCUCGAUAUACUCUUGUUCAUGAAGAGUUUUUGCAGAAACUAUUCGUUUUCUGGAAUCAUCAGCCUUCCAGUCUUGAAGCGUAAAGUUGUAAAUCUCCUCUUUGUAGUACUCUUGCAGGCCGUAUAAGGAAAGAAAGGUUUGCCAAGAAGUCAGUGCGUAAUUAAGUAGAGGGCGAGACUAGAAACGAGUUUUACAUUGAACAUUGGAGGUCAACAUAGUAACGGUACACACAGAAAAAGAUGCGAAGCGUUGUGAGUUCGUUUCCAGUACAU
This is a messenger RNA of Amoebophrya sp. A25, 1818 nucleotides long. NCBI's taxonomy places the organism in Eukaryota, Dinophyceae, Syndiniales, Amoebophryaceae. The record is from the annotation of a GenBank genome assembly.